Mauremys reevesii (Reeves's turtle) is the source of this 1037-nucleotide messenger RNA. RefSeq names its product complement C1q like 1 (gene C1QL1). NCBI's taxonomy places the organism in Eukaryota, Metazoa, Chordata, Testudines, Geoemydidae. Gene Ontology annotation, molecular function: protein binding. Bases 7 to 735 code for a protein of 242 amino acids. The transcript has 2 exons. The record is from RefSeq and is a predicted model, not a curated record.
GUGGUGAUGCUGCUGGCGCUGGUCAUCCUCAUCCCGGCGCUGGUGAGCUCGGCGGGCGCGGACGGGCGCUACGAGAUGCUGGGCACCUGCCGCAUGGUCUGCGACCCCUACCCGGGCCGGGCGGCCGCCAGCGCCCCGCCGCCGCCCUCCACGCUGGUGCAGGGCCCGCAGGGCAAGCCGGGCCGGCCGGGCAAGCCGGGGCCGCCGGGCGAGCCGGGCCCGCCGGGGGCCGUGGGCCCGCCCGGGCCGAGGGGCGAGCCCGGCAAGCCGGGGCCCCCCGGCCCGCCCGGCCCGGCGGGGGGCAGCGGCGCCUUCAGCACCGCCACGGACAGCACCGCGCCCCGCGUGGCCUGCUACGCCGGGCUCAAGAACCCGCACGAGGGCUACGAGGUCCUCAAGUUCGACGACGUGGUGACCAACCUGGGCAACAGCUACGAGGCGGCCACGGGCAAGUUCACGUGCAGCGUCCCGGGCACCUACUUCUUCACCUACCACGUGCUGAUGCGCGGCGGGGACGGCACCAGCAUGUGGGCGGAUCUGUGCAAGAACGGGCAGGUGCGGGCCAGCGCCAUCGCGCAGGAUGCUGACCAGAACUACGACUACGCCAGCAACAGCGUCAUCCUGCACCUGGAUGCCGGCGACGAGGUCUUCAUCAAACUGGAUGGCGGCAAGGCGCACGGGGGCAACAACAACAAAUACAGCACGUUCUCGGGCUUCAUCAUCUACUCGGACUGAGCUGCCGCCCGCUCACCCUCGCCAAGCAGACUGGGAAGGUUCCCCGGGGCGGGGCCCAUCCCCUGGCCAUGGCCUCCCUGCCACCCGGAGCGCUGGGGAGGGCACCCGGCUGCCGACAGUGAGACUCUGACAUCUGCCCCUUUCGCUUCCCUGCUUUCCUCCCCCAACAACUACGCGGCCCCCGUGAGCCCCGUCUCCCCCCCGACAGCCCCUUGAGCCCCGUCUCAACCCUGAUGGCCCUGGGGCCCCUGUGAGCCCCAUCUCUCCCCCCCCCCAACAGCCCUGCGGACCCCCGUGAGCCC